AUGGUUUGGAAAGAUAAUGCUACUAUUUUCACUGAAUUGGGACCCCUCCCAAGAGAGCCCCCUAAGCUUGCUGACAAUGUCCUUGACUUGUUCUCAUUGAAGGGUAAAGUUGCUUCUAUCACUGGUUCUUCAACUGGUAUUGGUUAUGCUGUUGCUGAGGCGUACGCUCAAGCUGGUGCUGACGUUGCUAUCUGGUACAAUUCUCAUCCUUCAGAUGAUAAAGCUAAGGCUUUGUCUGAGAAGUACGGUGUCAGAGCUAAGGCUUAUAAGGUUUCAAUCACUGAUUCCGAACAAGUUGAGGCUGCUAUUGCUCAACAAAAGAAGGAUUUUGGCAAGAUUGAUGUCUUCGUCGCCAAUGCUGGUGUCCCAUGGACUGCUGGCCCUCUUAUCGAGCCCAACGAUCACAAAGAGUGGCACAAGGUUGUUGACCUCGACUUGAAUGGUGUCUACUACUGUGCCAAGGCCAUUGGCCGCAUAUUCAAGGAACAGGGCCAUGGUUCCUUGGUGUUCACUGCAUCCAUGUCGGGUCAUAUUGUUAAUUACCCUCAAUUACAGGCUAGUUAUAAUGCAGUUAAGGCUGCAGUUAUCCACCUUUCGAAGUCCCUAGCUGUUGAAUGGUCUGGUUUUGCUCGUGUCAACUCUAUCUCCCCUGGAUAUAUUGCAACUGAGAUUUCCGACUUUGUGCCCCAUGAGACUAAGGCUAAGUGGUGGUCUGUAACUCCAUUAGGUCGUGAGGGAUUGCCCCGUGAGCUUGUUGGUGCUUACCUCUAUUUUGCUUCCGACGCCUCCACCUAUACCACUGGUAGUGAUCUUCGUGUUGAUGGAGGUUAUGCUGCCCCUUAA
This is a messenger RNA of Sugiyamaella lignohabitans, 843 nucleotides long. It is a transcript of the gene SPS19, whose product is annotated as Sps19p. Gene Ontology annotation, molecular function: oxidoreductase activity, acting on NAD(P)H, oxygen as acceptor. Gene Ontology annotation, cellular component: intracellular anatomical structure. The transcript has a single exon. Lineage: Eukaryota; Fungi; Ascomycota; Dipodascomycetes; Dipodascales; Trichomonascaceae. The record is from RefSeq and is a predicted model, not a curated record. The coding region runs from base 1 to 843 and encodes 280 amino acids.